ACCCCAAUAUCUGCGUGCGUUGUUGCAGGUAGAGAGAGCGAAGCAGGGGCAAGAUGGGGCGCGUGAGGACGAAGACGGUGAAGAAAUCCUCAAGGCAAGUGAUAGAACGAUACUAUUCUAAGAUGACCCUCGACUUCCACACGAACAAGAAGCUUCUAGAAGAAGUUGCAAUCGUUCCAUCAAAGAGGCUCCGCAACAAGAUCGCGGGUUUCUCCACGCACCUCGUGAAGCGCAUCCAAAAGGGUCCUGUUCGCGGCAUCUCCCUCAAGCUUCAGGAAGAGGAGCGUGAACGCCGCAUGGACUUUGUACCUGACGUUUCCGCCAUUAACACCGACCACAUCGAAGUCGACAAGGAAACCCUCGAAAUGCUCAAUUCCCUCGGAUUCAAUGAUAUGCCUGGCAUCACGCAGGUUGACCCUGUCCCUGUUCAACAAUCAUUCCCCUUUUCCAGGAGGUAUUGAUGGAUUUUAGCUUCCAGUUUUAAGAUACUGCAAUUGUUACUGCUCUGUUUUGCUGCUUUUCGCUUUUACUUUAUCUUGCUUCUGCUGCCUGAAUGGAGACCGACAAUGUUUUCAGAUGAAGUUAGUUAUUGAGAUGGUGAAUAGCUUGCUUUCGGGAUUAUGGAAUUCUAUUAAUUGAGGUUUUGAGAAUGUUAAUUUUGUGUACUGCUUUUAAUGUUUACAAUUAAGCCCUGUUUAGAAGAAUUUAUGGAAAUAGCUUACAGUUCAGUUCUUGUAUGCUUCCUAGGUUAAAAUUGUCAUACAGCUUAUUAUUCGUGAAAUUGAUAAAUAAAAUAAUGAGGGAUGUGUAAUUGAAUGUAUCCGCAGUUGCAUAUGUUCCUCAUAGUGGAGUUGAAUCAAUUCAUAAGGGGAUUAAUUUUAAUAUGCAACUAUGUUUUCUGAUGUUUCAAUUGGAGCACUUCCCUGUAGGCCUACUGGUCUCGGUGAGCAUGGAAAGCUAAUUGAAGUUGUUAGUUUUUGAGAGAACCAAAUCAAACUGACUAUUGUGGUUUGGUGAAUCGGUUUUGAUUUUAAUUUUGGUUUUCGAACUGAUUUUU
Messenger RNA from Abrus precatorius (Indian licorice), 1057 nucleotides. RefSeq names its product 40S ribosomal protein S17-4-like. NCBI's taxonomy places the organism in Eukaryota, Viridiplantae, Streptophyta, Magnoliopsida, Fabales, Fabaceae. The transcript has a single exon. Gene Ontology annotation, biological process: translation. Gene Ontology annotation, cellular component: ribosome. The coding region runs from base 54 to 461 and encodes 135 amino acids. The record is from RefSeq and is a predicted model, not a curated record. Gene Ontology annotation, molecular function: structural constituent of ribosome.